Molecule: messenger RNA, 651 nt
Organism: Adineta steineri
Lineage: Eukaryota; Metazoa; Rotifera; Eurotatoria; Adinetida; Adinetidae
Source: the annotation of a GenBank genome assembly
AUGGUAAACCAAACUGCUGCCAACUUUCUUACAUUACCGACACUGACCUCACUAGAUCUCUCAGAAAAUGAAAUUGGAGAUCACGAAGCACAACAUUUAGGUACUGCAUUACAGUACAACACAACACUCCUCACACUAAAUCUCAAUCAGAAUUCUAUUGGACCUGUUGGAGCAGAAUAUUUGGCUAAUGGAUUACGACAUAACACAACUCUUACCACACUCGAUAUCUCACGUAAUAACAUCGGAGAUACUGAAGUACAACAUUUGGCUGAUGCAUUACAGCACAAUAAAACACUAACUACAUUAAAUCUCUAUUUUAAUCAAAUCGGGCAUGUUGGCGGACAACAUUUAGGUGAUGCAUUACGACACAACACGACACUAACCACACUAAAUCUCCGCUUUAAUAAAAUCCAAGAUGCUGGUGCACAACAUAUUGCUAAUGCAUUACGACAUAACACAACACUCAUCACACUAGAUCUUGGAGGUAAUGAAAUACGUGCUGAUGGAGCACAGCAUUUAGGUAAUGCAUUGCAGCACAACAAAACACUUGCCACGCUAAGUCUCACACAUAAUUAUAUUCGAGAUGUUGGAGCACAACAUAUUAGUGAUGGAUUGCGCCACAACACAGUAAUUACUACUAUAUCUCGUUAA